This is a messenger RNA of Fulvia fulva, 198 nucleotides long. RefSeq lists its product as uncharacterized. NCBI's taxonomy places the organism in Eukaryota, Fungi, Ascomycota, Dothideomycetes, Mycosphaerellales, Mycosphaerellaceae. The record is from RefSeq and is a predicted model, not a curated record. The transcript has 3 exons. Bases 1 to 198 code for a protein of 65 amino acids.
AUGGCCGACCCAAACCAACCAAAGGAGGACUACCUCGACAAGGGCCUGGACGCCGUUGAGAAGCAGUUCGGCAAGAAGAGUGGCCACAACAUUGACCCAGCCAAGGCUCGCAGCACCAACGAGAAGAUCACCGACAAGAUCCGCGAGACUGGCGAGAAGCUGACCGGCAAGAAGGCUCCAGAGAAGUUCAGCAACUAG